UUCUCCACCAAAGGGCCACCAACUUCGCAGCACCAAACAUGGACACAGGAUUUCGUAUUCAGAAAAUGAUCACAGAAGUGAAACUUCGAAAGGAGCAAGGACAUCUCAUAAUAUGGUGGAAAAGCAAUACCGUACAAGAUUGAAUGGCCAAUUCUCGACGCUCCUCAGUUCCCUUCCACCAGACGUCGUUGGAAAUGAAACUGAUAGUUAUGGGAGAGUCGACUCAGGAGCAGAAAAGAAAGUUAGCAAAGCAGAAGUCCUCGUCCUCGCCAAGAAGCACAUCGAGAACCUCGAACGGACCAAGAAGUCACUUGAGUGUGACAAAAAGGCCCUCAUGGAGGACGUUCAACGACUUAAAGGCGCUUAGGUCAGAAUGGGCGGUGACGUUAUGCCUUG
This is a messenger RNA of Mollisia scopiformis, 396 nucleotides long. RefSeq lists its product as uncharacterized. The record is from RefSeq and is a predicted model, not a curated record. Lineage: Eukaryota; Fungi; Ascomycota; Leotiomycetes; Helotiales; Mollisiaceae. Gene Ontology annotation, molecular function: protein dimerization activity. The transcript has 3 exons. Bases 113 to 367 code for a protein of 84 amino acids.